Molecule: messenger RNA, 4782 nt
Organism: Candoia aspera
Lineage: Eukaryota; Metazoa; Chordata; Lepidosauria; Squamata; Candoiidae
Product: bMERB domain-containing protein 1-like
Exons: 6
Coding region: 231-812 (193 amino acids)
Source: RefSeq, a predicted model, not a curated record
UACAAGAGCAUCUCCGUAUGAAACUGAUGGUGGGCGGCAGCUGCCAAGCUGGGACCUGGCUUGGCUGAGAUCCAUGCUCUUUUGAUUCCUCCCUGAAUGAUUUCUUGAUCGAAAGCUGAGCUUAGCUUCCUGGCAACCUGUGCUCCUUAGAAGUCCUCCUCCUUAGGGAAUUCUGACCAUUUAAAAAAAGGGGGAAAGGGGGAUUUUAAAAACCACAGCAAGGAGUGAGGAUGGAAAAGGAGAACAAAGCAUCCACCCAGUAUGGAUCCCUGGAGUCAACCAAGUGGACUGCACCAGAUUCAGGCAAAGGGGAAGAAAUAGUUUCCAUGGCUGACUCCACAGCUACUAUUGAUGACAUUGAAGGAGAGCUUUUCAAAAUUGAGAGGAUCAGGGAAGUCCUUGUGCGGAGAGAAUCAGAGCUCCGGUACAUGAUGGAUGAUAUCCAGCUUUGUAAGGAAAUCAGCAGGUUGAAAAAGGAGCUACAGAAGUUGAUUACGCUGCCAGAAAAUAAAAAAUCAAAAGAAGACAAACAGAAGGAGGAGGAGUUAAUGCAACAAAUUCAUAAACUUGUGGAGACUCGAGAUUUCCUUGUGGAUGAUGUAGAGUUUGAAAGGCUCAGAGAACGGGAAGAAGAUAAGGAAAUGGCUGAAUUUUUAAAGAACAAGCUUUCCAAAACCUGUCUUCUGAAAACAACUCCUGUAAAAGAUAAGAAGAUGACAUCAAGAGGACAACAAACCUCCCCACCAUAUGUAACAAAGACAGGCCUCAUCUUCCUGAAGGAGUGCUGUGGCUUUACCUGCUCAGUCAUGUAGGCUGGAGCUGAGGGCCACGUCCUCCACACCAAACACAAAUCUAUUCAUGGGUAAGCCCUGCCUACUUCCUGGUCAACCGGAUCCAUUCAAAUCAUAGCAGAUUCACAAGCCAAUUGAGCAGAGAUGAGUGAUUCCCCUGUGGACAGUAUGGUGACAGAAAGCACACAGGGAAGCCACCAGGACCCUAAAGGUCUACACAGCCCAGAGCAUGGUGGAGAUCAGAAGCAGACAGCACAAGAUGCUCAUGAGAGAGAGCCUAACCAGGGACAGAGAGACAGAUAUUUAAUACCAUGCUUUCCCCCUUGACGUAUUGUAACAGGGACAGGAACGUCCCCCAACCCACACAAUCCCAAGUCAGGAUGUAGUUUUCAUGUUGGUGACAGAUUUAUAAGCCCGAGAAGCUUUAGGGACAUAGGUACAGAAAUGUACUGACACAAUCCACAGGUACACUCAUGCUCAUACAUACACGUAGAAGGACUGAGUACUUUGUUCCAUCUCCUGAUAUUCUAAAAACAGGAAGAGCCAGCAGAAUGAUUCCCAAUAUCCUGGAUUGCUGCUCUUCAUCAUCAAGUUGCAUCCACACUGCCCUGCUCCAAUGAAGUUUCCUAGCAACUGUGGGACCCAGAGCUGUCUGUAUCACCUCCACAAAGGUCACUUCCAUGUGCAGAAUGACAGCAGUACAUCAGCAUUAUUCUUAGAGUACUACAUUCAGCAGUCCUAUUAACAGAGAUUGAUCCUUCAGUCCUACCCUACUUACAGCAAAGACAAUGACUAAUUAAGAACUGCUUCAGAACUCAUGGUUUUCCUACUUAAGUGAAAACUGCUGUAAGAUACCCGUGUGAAAGCCAUUGUCUAUGUUUUCUGUGUGCCAGUCAGGAUUCAAUAUUCUGCCAUGUGGCAAAUCAAAUUUUGCCUGAUGUUUAUACAUGAUGGGGUACACGUGUAAGAAAAAGGAUAGGUACUAACUACAGUAAAAGGAAAAUGAUCCUAUUAAGCUAUAAGGCAAAGGAUAUGUAUUAAGUAACCCAAGAGUCUCAGAAAUGUUUGAUUGCCUAUCCUUACAUAUCCAUAGCAGCUCAUCCAUUACCUUCUUUAAAACCUCUAGGGAACAUCUCUACAGCAUCACCUGACCUAGUUCCCAAUAUUUUUUUAAACCAAGAAGCUAUCUUUAACAUACACUUAAAUCAUUUUUUCUACAGCCUACAUACUCAGCUGUUUCUUUACUCUAGUCAGCUGCUAUUUUUCCUCUACAACAUGCUUUUACAUAGUUGAAAACUUUUCUUGUGCCCCCCACUCUGUAGCUGUUUCUCCUGAGGUGCCUCCAACUAUUCCCAAGCAGUUACUGCAGAUGUCAAUGUCUUCAUAUUCUGCAUAGCUUAAUGACUGUACAAUGUCAGGAACUGGGUGCCUCAGGAAACCUGGAGGUGGGAGGACAGAAGCAUCUUCUCCACUUCCUUUUCCCUCAGGUCUCCUGCAGUCACCCAAGGGUCAAUCUCUUUGGCAGAAGCCUCAAACAGAAAGUAAUUUUUUCCAAGCCAGAUUCAUUAGAUUAAUGAGAUGGUAUUAUGAUAAUUUCAAUGACAGUAUUUCCCAUUUAGAACCAACUUAUCGCCUAAUACAUUACCACAGAGGUCAUCUUAAUUUCUUUCUAACAUCCUUCCAGUGAUCCAACAAAGAGGUGGGUCUGUUCGCUGACACUGGAGCAGCUUGCUACUGGCUGUUUAAAUCACAGUCUCCUGAAUCUUUAUGAGUCUGGAAACUCACCAUUAGGCAAAGCAGACUUGAGACUUUUAACCUUUCUCUACUGUUCAUUCCAUAAAAGUGUUGAAGGAAUAUAUAUCCAAAAUGGUCAGGAGAGGCAAGGCCAAAACUUGUAAUCUUGGUAGUCUAUGAUACUGAAUGUCAUUUGAAGCUGAGAAAGUGUGUUCCAUUUUCAAAUUAAAAUGAAUCUCUGUGCAUUCAGAUCUUCAUUUGAACUGCUGUCUUUAGCCAGAUAAAGGCAGGAACCUCUGUCUUAGCUUCACAUCCUAUUUGGCUUUCUUAUUUCCAAUCUUGCAGGGUAUUCCUGAGAACUACUGUUGUCACAAGCUUGGUGAUGACUAAGGGAUGUGUAGAUUACAUAUCCUGACUGGGACAUAAGUGGGCUUCACACUGCUUUUUAAAGAAGGACUAAAAAACAUUGACGUGGAUGGAAUAUAUUUCUAGCCUUCUAGAAAAUGGAUUCAAGCUCAGAGAACUAACAUCGAUCAAAGGUUUGGGUAAAAAAAAAAGGCUUCACAUUCCAGUUAUGAGGUUAAAUGAAAAUCACAGCUGCAAGACAUGAACAACAGAGUGGCCAACUAGAUGAACUGGAAGUGAUCAAAAUGCGAUUGGGGUGCGGGGGAGGAAGAAACUGUUCUAAAUGGCAAGAUAAUGCAACAUGUUACCCUCUGGAUAGAUGGGUAACAACCAUGCAUACUUUCUUAUAUUGCAGGUGCUUUCUAAACAGACCUACAAAGAAAUCAGUCUCAUGUCAGUUCCAUAUGCUUCCCUGGCUUAUAUACACACAAUUUACUUUGUAAAGAUGUGGCCAAAAGAGUUGACUUUAUUUUUGAUAUCUGAGGAUUUUGUAUGAAACCCUCCACUAAAUCCUCUGAAAUAUAAAACCUUAUUUCCCAUCUCAUAAUUGAAAAAAAAGUGUUGAGUUUCUCUGAUCCCUGUCUUUUUCGAAUUUCGUGUUUAAAAUGAUGGCCAGAACCAAGUCUCUGUCUUUCUCUCAGACAUGCCUUUUGUUUCCUAAAGCAUGGUGUAUCUUUUCUGCACAGUCAUAUGGCAUUACUAUUGAGGAUGCAUGUGAAAGAGGGAGAAAGUACCACUGACUUAUCCAUGGCCUAGAAUGUUCCACAUAUUCCCCAAAGAAGUCUUAACUGUACACUGGGCAAACUGAAUCUCCAGCAUUGAGGGAAUCUCACACCAAAUGGAAUGAAAUUUGGAAAGAAUGUUGAAAGAAAACUCUAAAAUUUUAUCGUGAGAUCACACAUUUACAAGAGGCACAGUCCUUUGCCUCUCCCCACUGAUGUCUGUAUAACUUAAAUCUAUGUACCUGAGACUGCUUCCAACACUUGUGCAUCCAUGCGUAUUGUUGAUAUCAAAUUGGUUGGAGCUGUCCAAAUUUGGUUUCAGUAUUUCAUUUCAUAAAAUUCAGCCAACAUAAAUGUACCAUCUUUUUUGUUCAUAUAAAUACUGUUGAUUCUCCAAAUUGGCGCAUAGAAUGAGGGAAGGAAUUCAUUGGCAGUCUAUGUGUCCAGGAAUCUCUUAAGUGAGUCAUUUCCUAGUAUCGGUUAAUUUGGGAAAGAUGGAGUGUACUGGAAAGAAUUAGGAAAGGUUUUCCAAAAUUGAAUUAACAGUACAACACCUAUCACCCACAACCCCUGAGAAACAGGGUGAAAGGCAAUAUUUAGUACUGUCAGAGUCCUUUGCAAUGAUCUUUUUCUUUGUGGAAUCUUACAAGUAGCUGCAGGUCACUAGCAAAUCAAGAUGAUUCACAUCCAUUUCUCCAUCCUAUCUCCAUCUAUAACCUUCUUAUUUAUAUACAUGAGUUGAAUUCUGCACAGCACUGUGAUGGAGACACAAUUCAGUGAGCUCAUUAAGACCUAUGAGCUUCUCUUCCACAUCUAUAAAGUGUCUACAAUCGUUAAUCCCUCUGUGAAACCUGUCUAACAAAAAAGUAAAGUCUCCCUCAAAGCAAGCUUGAUUCCUUGCAGCUGCUUCUAUCUACAGUUACUGUUUGUACAGUAUAGUUUGUUUUUUUCUGUGGCUCUGUCCCAUAUUAUUGCUGUAAAACAUUUAAAAGACCACCAUUGUGUGGGCAGGAUGACUGUUCCUUGAUGUCCUUGUCAUGAAUGUGCCCAUCUGAGAAUGGAAAUGAAAACUGGGGCAAGAAAAAUCCAUAAAAAUGAAUGCUAUAAAAGUGACAUGAAGUGAAACAAUU